Messenger RNA from Nicrophorus vespilloides, 2154 nucleotides. RefSeq names its product exonuclease 1. The transcript has 7 exons. Gene Ontology annotation, cellular component: nucleus. Gene Ontology annotation, biological process: DNA recombination; mismatch repair. Gene Ontology annotation, molecular function: metal ion binding; 5'-flap endonuclease activity; 5'-3' DNA exonuclease activity. The record is from RefSeq and is a predicted model, not a curated record. Bases 100 to 2058 code for a protein of 652 amino acids. NCBI's taxonomy places the organism in Eukaryota, Metazoa, Arthropoda, Insecta, Coleoptera, Silphidae.
UUGAAGAACCUACAAUUUCGAUACAUUCUGCAGAAGUUAGUUGAGUUUGGUUGAGUUUAGUAUUUUAAGAGGACCAGCAGUAACGUUAUAUGUCAGAUCAUGGGUAUAACAGGCUUAAUACCAUUUCUUAAGAAAAAGAAUCCGGCCAUUGAACGUGGACAUUUAAGGGACUUCAAAAAUAAAAGGGUUGCUAUUGAUGCCUACUGCUGGCUCCACAGGGGAGUGUUCUGCUGUGCAGAAGAUUUGUUCUUUGGACGUAAAACUACAAAAUAUAUAGACUACUGUAUGAAAUAUAUAAAUCUUUUAAAGCAUUUCAAGAUAAUGCCAGUUCUUGUCUUUGAUGGGAAGAACAUGCCAAUGAAGAUUGUUGACAAGAGUAGGCAUGAAAGUAGGACAGAUGCUAGGAAUAAGGCAAAUUUGUUGGUUGCCAGUGGUCAAAACCAAUUAGCUAGACCAUAUAUGUCAAGGGCUAUUGAUAUUACACAUGAAAUGGCUUUAGCUUUAAUUAAAGUCGCUAGAAAUGUUGGGGUUGAAUGUAUUAUAGCUCCUUAUGAAGCAGAUGCCCAGUUGGCCUUUUUAGAGAUUAACAAUUAUGUGGACUUUGUGAUAACUGAAGACUCAGAUCUGAUUGUCUAUGGAUGUAGAAAUAUAUUUUUUAAAUUAGAUGAUAGUGGUGCAGGAGAGGUUUAUACACAGACUAAGCUCUGGUCAGCACUUCAGCUGACUCAGCCUGAAAAAUUCGAAUUCCGCAAAUUCAGACAUGCCUGUAUUUUAUCUGGCUGCGAUUACGUGCAGAAUUUGCCCGGAAUAGGACUCGUAAAAUCGUGGAAAUUCAUGUGCCAAAUAAUUAACUCAGAUAUACGAAAAUUCCUAUUAAAAAUCCCAUUGAAAUUGAACAUGCCCAACCUGGUUGUUGAUGAUGAUUACAUUGAAAAUUUUGUAAUGGCAGAUAUUGCUUUUUCAUGCCAAGAGGUGUUUGACCCUAAACUUAAAUUACGAGUCCCGGUAAAUUUGCCUAGCGUUAAUGAAAUCCGCGAUGAAGAUUAUUCUGAGUUCAUCAAGAAAUUUUUGAAGGAAUCCGUAGAUUGCUAUCAAUUGGCUCUUGGUAAUAUAGAUAUGAAUAACAAGGUUUAUGACAAUUACAAUCCAGAAAGUAAGCUCGGCUCUAUAUUUUGUUCUCACAAGAAAGGGAAAGAAAAUGAAAGCAUCAAACCAAAUCAGAGUAUUAUUUCGUAUAAAAGAGUAAAACCAGUUGAUUGUCAUAAAAAUAAAGUGGUAAUUGAAGAAAACAUGGAAGAAUGCUUGAAACCAAUAGAAGAACUAGUCCCUACCGGUAAAUAUUUCUUUAAGAAGAAACAACCCGAGCCCGAGGUUAAACCUGCUGAAAUUAAUCAUUCCAUUUCCACAAUCAGUAAAUUUUUCAGACACAAAUAUGUUAAAGAAAAAGGUGAUGUGAUAAGAAGACCAGAACCAAUUAAUGUUAAAGAUAUAGAAAAUAGUGGAAUUUUGAAAUUAGAUAAUGAAAAGAUAAAAGUAUUACUAAAUAAUCAGACUGUUGCUGAAAAUGACGAUUCUUUGAUGGAUAGUUCAUUUGAUGAAGAGAGGACAAAAACAAAUCUGAACGCAUUUAAGAAAACCAAUACAAGACAAUCCAUUCAGAUUAAGCCAGAACCAAUGAGCGAGUCUAGUUUUACUGGAGAGGAAUCCUCAACUAGGAUAAAGGUAUCUUCAACUAUGAUAGAGGAAUCGUCAACUAUGAUAGAGGAAUCAUCAACUAGGAUAGAGGAAUCGUCAAAUAGGAUAGACGAAUCCAUGGAAAUUGAUGAAGUUGAAGAAAAUGAAAUAGUUGAAGAUGAUAAUAAAGUAUCAAAAAAUUCUGAAAUAAUUAAAGUAGUGGAUAAAAACAAUGUACCUGUUGUGAAGAAAGAGCGUGUGCAGAAACCAUUAAUACCAGAAAGGAAAAAGCCGACUCUGAACGCAAUUAAGAAAACAAUUACAAGACGGUCCAAGGUGAAACCGAAUCAGGCGACGAUGUUGAACUUCUUCAAAAAAGUAUAAGCCUAAAUUCACCACAAUUUUAUUGUGAUAUUUUAAUGUGUAUCCAUUUCCCUGAAGUUUAUAAUAAUUUAUUUUUAUACAUAUAUAUGUUUUUUU